GAUAUGCAUGCAGCAUACAGUCUAAUGCGGGCGGCCGGAAAGGCGGUACGGUAUAUAGGGCGUCGGAUCCGUUGUGUUUUUAAGACAUUGAUGUCAUUGUAUUCGACUGAAAACACAGUCUGAGUACCGGUACGGUAGACAGGUCCAGCUUGUCCAACAAUUGGGGUUUGUGGAUUUUACUCAGUCCACCAUGUCUGCAGAAUACCUUUGCAACCCUCUCUACUAUGUGGAAGCUAUGAGACAUAAACACCCUCAAGUGCUAAAUGACUGGUGCUGCACAGAGUUGUCUCAUGUUCUAGAUUUCAGUGGAUCAGAUGGACUCGGUCAGGUGCUGGCGGGUGUUGUUGAUGUGCGCCAGGGAAAGACAUUUGUCAAAAAGUUUAGCAGAAACAAGCAGAGAGCCAAUUCUCAAAGUGGAAUAUUUGGUGCCCCUCUGACAGAAGAAGGUUACCGUCAGGCUCGGCAGCUCAUUGACUUCCUGAAGGAUUAUAUUACAAAGGAAGGUAUUUUCCGAAUACCUGGUAACUCCGAGCGUCAACGCCGUUUAAAAGACAAAAUCAACUGUGGCCUUUUGGUCGACCUUGAGAAUGAUAUAUUCACUGCACAUGAUGUAGCUUGUGUCUUGAAGACAUUGCUUGGAGAUCUACCAGAACCACUGCUCACAGACAGGCACUAUCCUGCUCAUGUACAAGCUGCAGGUCUGACAUAUGAAAUGGAUCAAGUUCAAAGUCUGACAGAAGAGAUUGGGAAGAGGUAUCAAGCCAAGAACACCCAGGACCAUAUUACAGCAUUACGAUAUCUCUUCCUCAUGCUUCCACCAGUCAACUUCAAAACGUUGAGAGAAAUUCUGGAGCUUCUGUAUUGCAUCACUGAACAGGAAAAUCUGAAUAAGAUGUCUGCCUUUAACCUGGGCAUUAUGUUCGCACCACACAUCCUAUGGCCAAGAUAUUUGACAACUGAAGAUCUUCGAAAUCAGGUUCUCGUCAACAAACUCAAUUGUGGCGUAGAGUUUAUGAUCACUCAGUAUCACAAAAUCUUCAAGGUGCCAGCUAAGAUGUUGAAAAGAUGUGAGCAGUAUAUUAAACAUGGCAGGCUUAUAGAUGAAGAAGAACCAGCAGUACUUGACCAAAUGCAGCCACAGGAUGAAUGUGACAGUAAAUCCAAAACUGCUCUUGUUAUUGGUGCUCCACAAACACCAAAUGUUGAAGUGAAGAAGGAACAAAACCAGACUGAAGCUGCACUUGCUCAGCUCUAUGCCAGUGUCCAAGAAAUGCCGCCUAGCUCAAAGAAGAGGAAGCUGAUGAAACAGUUUGCUAAGAAUUGCAACAUGCCAGGAACACCUACACGAGUUAAAGAAGACAUCUUGUUAAGAAGUCAAGAAGGAUACAGUAGGCCCCGUAAGCAUGUGCGCAGUAAAUCUGUAGGAGAUGCUAUUUGUAAACAUACGGAAGCUCCCAUGCAUGUAAAAAGAAGACGAGCAGCUCCUAAUCCUCCAGCAGAACAUGAUGAUAAGAUUGUACAGCAGAGGAUGAAUAUGCGUGACACCAGACAUGAACUUGUGGAUCAGCUUCAAAGGAAUCGUUCCCAUACUUGUACUGCCCCUUCCACCUCUAAGACUACUACUGCCAUCUUAGCACAUCCAGCUACAUACAGUGAAUGCAGUGUGUCUCCUGCUAAAUCUCGCCAGAAGAGGAAGGCUCCUCUCACUCCUAAACAACGAGAAGGGCAACAACUAGCUGCUGCAACUAAGUCAUCAGGAGUAAUGAAACCUGUCCCAUCUGAACGCUCUUCAUUACAAUCAUGGAAACAGCAAAGUGAUAGACCUAUUCACAACACCUCACAGUCAAAUGGAUCAGCUGUUAACAGGCCAGUCCCAAAGCCAAGGAAACUCAAGGAAAACAGCCAAGGUUCAUCUGUUCGUCAUGGUAGCAGUCAUCCAAAACCAAAAAUAGGACAGAAACAUGAGCUUAAUAGUCUGGUGUAAGUCCAACAACGUGAUGGGAAACAAACCCAAUUUGUUUUUAAAACAGACAAAAUAAGAUUGGAUAUUUUUAAUGUAAACUACAUGUACAUUGUAAAUUUUCUACCAAUUAAUUGUUCCUUUUAAUGUUCUUAACUUUGAACAUUACUUUUCAUUUUCACUGAAAGCCCACUUUAUCAUUUGAUAUCUUUGAAGGGUGGACAUUUCUGUAAGUUGGCCACCCUUUGAUACUCAAAACGUGUUUAUUUACUUAAAACUUUAUCAUAUCCCUAAACACAACGUUUAAAGGGAAUAUGCAACAUUUGCUUUUGCUGUAAUUUUCAGAAAAUGAUGGAUUUGGGAGAUUAGUAUUUUACAGCAAAUAUUGUUACCUUGACUUGUUUGACUUUUGAAUUCAUUGAUGCCGGGACAAAAACCAAGAAAAACAAUCCUGUUCUUGUAGUCUGGUUCCCUGACCCCACCUAAGAUGAAACGGAACAAUGUAUAGAUGUCCGGAAAAUUGUAAGGUCAGGAAAUCAGUCUAACUGGCUUGUGCCCACCCGUUCAACAGGUGUGUGAUUGAUUGCAAAGAAAAUGCAGACUUGCAACUAAAUACAUGUAUGAUAACUUGGGAGCAGUAUUUGAAGAAAAAAAAUAAGUUUUUCCAACGCCGGUCAGCAGACCAGCGUUUGAAAUUGAUACAAAAAUACCACUUUUCUUGAAAGUGUCGGCACACCAGGUUUCAUGAUUUUACAGGAUAACAGUACUGUCAUUCAGUAACAGUCCAGUAAAAAGUUAUUUCAUGAUAAUAUGAAAGUUUUGCUGUUUCAUGUUUGCAAAUGUAUGGAAUAUAAAUGUAUGGAACAUACUUUAAAAGCAAGUUGUCUUUUUUUAAGAUUUAAUGUCAAGUUUUUUAACAAAAUACAGUAAUACUGUGCCUCAUGUGUCCUGUAAGGAUCAAAUAGGUCAGGUUUAGAGGCAUGAUAAAGGUAAACAUGAUGAACAUUAAUAUUUUCAAACCCCUGAUGGUCAGGGGUUCUAAUCCAGCUGCUGGUCAUAUAUCGCAUCCUUAGGCAAGCCGCUUUACCCCUAGUGCCUUUCUCCACUCAGGAGUAUAGAUCUCUCUCAUUCUGAUCUCUCAAAUAGGAUCUCCAUAGGAAAAUAAGCUGCGUAUCCAACGCCAUGAAGUGCGUGUGGGUGCAGUGUGCAAAAUGUUCCAAACAAAAAAAUGACGCCCAAAAUGCUGAUGCGUUUGAGAGAGACCUAUAAAUAGGGACUGGCAUUAGCUGGGGAGUAACCUGUAAUGUCCAGGGGGAGUAGAAAUCUUGUCAGUCAUUUUAUGCUGUAACCGGAGAUGUACGCUGGCAUGAUGGGCCACAUUGGCUCUUUUUAUAUCUCAAACAAUUCCACAACUAAUAGGGCUCAGAUCCUUUUUUCUUCAAAUAUUAUUAAACCUAUAGAUGCAUAAUUUUUUUACAUUUGAUUUAGAUUAUAUGUAUGACAGAAGCUGAUUUAGAAUCCAUUUGCAUGUGUCAGUUAUUAAAGUGUUCCAGACUACAUCUGGCUGUAAAUAUAAGGCUUAUCAGAGGAUACACAGUUGGGUAGUCAGGUUUUUAAGAUUUUUGUAUCACAUUGUAACCAAUAGAACUAAAUGUGGCAGAUAUACUGGCCAUUAAGUACACAUUGCAGGACAGGUAUAUAGUUUUGUAAGAAUGUGGAGGAAAUGCAAACUUUCUGACUUCAA
This is a messenger RNA of Patiria miniata (bat star), 3704 nucleotides long. RefSeq names its product rho GTPase-activating protein 19-like (gene arhgap19). Bases 191 to 1984 code for a protein of 597 amino acids. Gene Ontology annotation, molecular function: GTPase activator activity. Lineage: Eukaryota; Metazoa; Echinodermata; Asteroidea; Valvatida; Asterinidae. The transcript has 12 exons. The record is from RefSeq and is a predicted model, not a curated record. Gene Ontology annotation, biological process: signal transduction; regulation of small GTPase mediated signal transduction. Gene Ontology annotation, cellular component: cytoplasm.